GUUCCUUCUGCAUUCUUGCAAUUGGCCGCUAACAGCAACUCAUUGACAUGAUUGGCAGCCCGACCUCUUCCGGGUAAGAUGGCGGCUGUGAGAGCGCUGAGGAGCUGCAGCCGGUCAUUAGGUCGUCUGACAAGUUUUAGACAGCUGACCUCAAACAACCGUUUUUUACUAGUAACAACAUGCGACCCACAGCCUCAUUUUGUGACCCAGCCGCCUUUACAGCUCAGAUACUUCAGAAGUGCCUCUGCUUUACAUGGUCAGAUUGUACAAUUCAAGUUGUCAGACAUCGGAGAAGGAAUCACAGAGGUCAUAGUGAAAGACUGGUAUGUGAAAGAAGGGGACACAGUCUCCCAGUUUGAUAGUAUCUGUGAGGUACAAAGUGACAAAGCCUCGGUCACCAUCACCAGCCGCUAUGAUGGGGUUAUUAAAAAGCUGUAUUACAAUGUGGAGGACACGGCACUAGUUGGGAAGCCUUUGGUGGAUAUUGAUACAGAUGCUUUGAAAGAUGUGGCCUCUGAUGAGGAUGUUGUAGAAACACCUGCAGUUUCUCAAGAGCAUACACACCAAGAAAUAAAGGGACACAAGACCCUUGCCACGCCAGCCGUGAGACGCCUCGCUAUGGAGAACAAUAUAAAACUAAGUGAAGUAGUGGGCAGUGGACGGGAUGGACGUAUCCUAAAAGAAGACAUUCUUAGCUUUUUGGCCAAACAAACAGGCGCCAUAUUGCCACCUUCUCCUCAAAUGGAGAUCACACCACUUCCUCCAAAAGCAGAGAUUUCUGAACCAUUUAAGAAAGAAGUAACUUCCAGCAUUCCGGUUCUCGUUACCAAACCCAUCACAUUCUCAGGAAAGGAUGUCACAGAGCCCUUGAAAGGGUUCCACAAAGCCAUGGUGAAGACUAUGUCGGCAGCAUUACAAAUUCCCCACUUUGGUUACUGUGACGAGGUGGAUAUAACCAGGCUUGUUCAGCUCAGAGAGGACCUAAAGCCUGUGGCUGAAUCUAAAGGGGUCCGUCUGUCAUUUAUGCCUUUCUUCCUGAAGGCAGCCAGUCUGGGCCUUCUGCAAUAUCCAAUACUUAACGCCUCACUGGAUGAACACUGUAGAAAUAUCACUUAUAAGGCAGCUCACAACAUUGGGAUUGCUAUGGACACACACCAGGGUCUGAUCGUCCCUAAUGUAAAGAAUAUACAAGUCCGGAGUAUAUUUGAGAUUGCUGCUGAGCUGAACCACUUGCAGAGCCUGGGAGCCACAGGGCAACUGGGGGCCACAGAUCUCACUGGGGGCACAUUUACCCUAUCCAACAUCGGUUCGAUCGGUGGUACAUAUGCAAAGCCUGUUAUUCUGCCUCCAGAAGUGGCAAUCGGAGCCAUUGGAAAACUACAGGUAGUUCCAAGGUUUGACACUAGGGGGCAGGUUGUGAAAGCCCAUAUUAUCAACAUCAGCUGGUCUGCAGAUCACAGGAUUAUUGAUGGAGCAACCAUGUCCCGGUUCUCUAACCUAUGGAAAUCCUACCUGGAGAAUCCAUCCUCCAUGCUUCUAGAACUGAAAUGAAAAUCAUAUAAAGUGCGGAGCGGGUACAAUAUACAAUACGUCAAUCUAUUUUCCUCCUCAGUAGGAGACGCCUCAGCCUAACUGACUUCUCCCUGUCCUAUGGACAAAUGUGUAUGAGACAGAACAAUUUAACGUCAUCCAGACUGUGCACAGGUAAAAUCUGUAGCACUUAUAACUCUACAAAUAUAUAUGCAGCAUUGGUACAACUAAGCUAGUACUUUACAGAGCUUUGUCAGGCCAUUCAGCAGCAACAGUGUUUAAGUGGACAUCAGGGACUCCGGCAAAAUAAGUAAGAUUAACUGUACAGAUGCAGUGUUUCAAGGUGACUUAUUUCAGAUGCCCCCUUUAAGCUGCUGAGUCCAGCUAAAUGUUCUUUAUAAUGUGUCUUCUGACACCAAAAUUGGUUUAUCCAUGUGUGUAAUGUUUGUCGGGUUUUCCCAGAGGAAACAUUUUAUCUACAAUGACUGAGCCAAUUCCUGUAUUUUGUGUGUGAACCUUUGAGAAAAGAGACAGGGAGAGGUAAUAAACUACAGUGUUGCGGUCUGUUGCAAUGUUCAUCUGUAUUGGGAUUACAGGUCAUUAAAAUGAAACUUCAUCCCAGACUGUUACACUACAUUAAGAUCAAUCAGCACAUAGAAUGAAUGUGUGGUUUAGUACUAUGGGCAAUGUGUAAAUUAUUAUAUGUACAGACUCGCACUCCAUGUACCCAUAAUGCCCAGUGCUGCUGUUGUAUCAAAAUAAAAUUGGGAUUGUUGUACAAUA
Molecule: messenger RNA, 2313 nt
Organism: Pseudophryne corroboree (corroboree frog)
Lineage: Eukaryota; Metazoa; Chordata; Amphibia; Anura; Myobatrachidae
Gene: DBT
Product: dihydrolipoamide branched chain transacylase E2
Exons: 11
Coding region: 79-1551 (490 amino acids)
Cellular component (GO): cytoplasm; mitochondrion
Molecular function (GO): lipoic acid binding; acetyltransferase activity
Source: RefSeq, a predicted model, not a curated record